This is a messenger RNA of Chara braunii, 1143 nucleotides long. Lineage: Eukaryota; Viridiplantae; Streptophyta; Charophyceae; Charales; Characeae. The record is from the annotation of a GenBank genome assembly.
GCUGAAAUGCCUGCGGCCUAGGCCGCCGGUGUCACAUAGCUCGCCACGUUUCAGCGAGCCAUGAAUGUCACGUUUCAGAACUUCGUCAAUAAGACGCGGUUAACGCAGGGAAUGACUAACUUCUGCGUCAUCGUAUACAUGGACGACAUCCUGGUUUAUUUGGAGACCUAUCAUGGGCAUGCACAACAUAUCGAGUGGACGUUGGGUGCUCUGAAAGACGCUGGAUUCAAGAUUGCGCUCGAAAAGAGUGAAGUUUUCCUUUCGGAAAUCUUAUUCUUGGGCUACGUCGUGACACGUGGAGGACUGCGGCUUCACUCAAGAAAGGUCGCGGCGGUGAAGGAAGCUCCUGUCCCCACGUCACUGACUCAGGUUCGAGCCUUCUUGGGGUUAGCCUCGUAUUAUCGUCGUUUUAUCAAAGGCUUGGCCGCGAUUGCACGACCCUUAACGAACUUGUUGCAAAAGGACCAGCCCCUUAGUUGGGAUGCAGAGUGCGAACGGGCCUUCACGACCCUCAAGGACGCUCUGGCAACGACACCUAUUUUGAUCCGGCCGGACCCCGCGAAGCAGUUCAUUCUCAUCACGGUCUGGCAGCCGGAGGCUAUUUCCGCUAUUUUAGCGCAGAAGGGGAACGACGACAGCGAACACGUCAUUGAAUAUGCGUCACGAACGAUGCCAGACGAGCGGAGAAAUGACUCAGCCCCACAGGGCGAAUGCUACGCAGUAGUGUGGGGAAUCCAACACUUCCAUCCGUGUCUGUAUGGACAUAAGUUUCUGCUUGUCACCAAUCACGAGCCUUUGCUAGCGCUGAAGCGACUCACUAAUUACACGGGCAUGAUUGGACGUUGGGCGGUGCGCCUACAGGAAUACGACUUCGACAUCAUCCAUCGAAAGACGGAGAGGCACGACAACGCGGACAGACUGACACGUUUGCAUCGACCAGCUAAAGUGCCUAAGGCGGAAGAGAUCAUCCCGUGGAAGAAACCGGAAUCAGCGAACGGACCCAAGUAUGGACAAGUGGCGGCCCUUCCACGUGGCAAGAAGCAGGCAGGUGGCCAUGGGUGACGGAGGUAACCCUACAACUCCCCUCUCUCCCCUCUCCUCCUCAUCUCUCCUCUCCCUGCCUGAUAAAUUUUGUUCUUUUUG